GUAACCAUUAGGCUACGCCUUUGGGAGGCAAUAUCCAGCACUGACGGAAGAAGGCACAGCGAGUAGCGUGCAUCUUCGUACGUCCCGUGUCCGUCGUGGGGGGAUCCCAAGAUGACUUUCCGAGACGGCGACGUUGUUCGCAUCCGCGGCUCAUCCGUGGUCUACAAGGUGGUCGCGGUGAACGGCAGUCUGGUCACCAUCCUGGUUUCGAAUCCGCAGCCCGACGGCCAAUACCUCCCUUUCACCUCGACGUCGAUACAGACAGUUGACGAAUCCAAGCUUGAGAAGGCAGACGAGUAUUGACCUGGCGGCAACUGCAUGGUUCAUGGGCAUUGCUUUUUCUCUUGCUGCAUUUCUUUUUCUCUUGCUGCAUUUCUUUUUCUCUUGCUGCAUUUCUUUUUCUAGAGUCUAAGGUCUAGAACUUGGCGGUGCUGAGAGAUUAUCCUGGCAUGAGGAUUCUGGUUCGUUGUUGACUGCGGCGCUGGAGGAUCGCUUUCGCUUCUCGAAGUCGUGGACUCGACAGUUCUUCGGGUCCGCCGGAGUCCCGGGCUUGCAUCGGCAAGAUUCGCGUCUUGCCUUAGCUAGAGGAGGGCGUGUACCUAACCAAACCCUGCUGCAUAACAUCAUAUCUAUACCAAUAGAAGCCUGUU
Canariomyces notabilis is the source of this 650-nucleotide messenger RNA. RefSeq lists its product as uncharacterized. The record is from RefSeq and is a predicted model, not a curated record. The transcript is spliced from 2 exons. The coding region runs from base 112 to 303 and encodes 63 amino acids. Lineage: Eukaryota; Fungi; Ascomycota; Sordariomycetes; Sordariales; Chaetomiaceae.